Drosophila sechellia is the source of this 4188-nucleotide messenger RNA. RefSeq lists its product as uncharacterized. The coding region runs from base 190 to 2631 and encodes 813 amino acids. Gene Ontology annotation, molecular function: nucleic acid binding. The transcript is spliced from 3 exons. The record is from RefSeq and is a predicted model, not a curated record. Gene Ontology annotation, biological process: DNA integration. Lineage: Eukaryota; Metazoa; Arthropoda; Insecta; Diptera; Drosophilidae.
GACUAUGUGGACAGUUUCGCUACAGAGAGCGAGGCUAUCAGCGUAUCUACCCGAGUGAAGGAGAUACACAAGGAUGCUGGAUUCGAAUUAUGCAAGUUUUCAUCCAGCUCACCCACCGUGGAGACGGCUUUAGGACCUGGUCGAGUCAAGAGCGUCGGAUGGGGUGAGGCUGAAGAGAAGAUCCUCGGAAUGCGUUGGCAAGUAGCAACAGAUGACUUCAGAUUUAACGUGGAGUAUCAUCGAGUGCCAAGCAGCGUCCUGAGUGGAGAUCGAGUUCCUACGAAGAGGGAAUAUUUGAGCCUGGUGAUGUCAACGUUCGAUCCCCUGGGAUUCCUGUGUUGCCUCAUGGUUACAGCGAAGCUGCUGCUGCGAGAGAUUUGGAGGCAGAAGAUCCAGUGGGACGAACCACUACCGGAAGAGUUAAGCAAAGCCUUUGCGACUUGGCGCAAAGAGAUGGACACCGUGGGACAGUUCCGAUGUCCGCGCCAUUAUUUUGGGCGUGGAGCAGUCCGGGCCGUAGAGUUGCACGUCUUCGUGGAUGCUAGUCAGGCAGCAUUCGCGGCGGUGGCCUAUUGGAGGGUCACAUAUGAGGACGACGACGUGCAGGUGAGCUUCGUGAGCGCGAAAACGAAGUGUGCCCCAAUGAGAACGAUGACGAUCCCACGGCUGGAGCUACAGGCAGCAGUUCUUGGAACCAGGCUGAUGAACACUGUCAAGGAGGAGCACAGUGUGGUCAUCACGGACCUGGUGUUAUGGACGGACUCUAAGACGGUGCUGAGAUGGAUCGGCAGCACCCACCGCCGGUAUAAGCAGUUUGUUGGCAACCGAGUGGCGGAGAUUUUGGAGUCGUCAAAGGUUUCCCAAUGGAGAUGGGUGCCUACAGCCGACAAUGUGGCUGAUGAUGCGACGCGGUCGCAGAAAGGAGUCGACCUUAGCCAGGAAUCAAGGUGGCUAAGAGGACCUGCAUUUUUGAGGCAGCCAGCAGCCAGCUGGCCGGGCCCUGAGGAAAAAACUGAGCGUGUUCCAGAUGCCCCUGAUGAAGAAGAGAUGCCCAGUGAGUUUGCAUUCGUUGCGGCAGGCGAUUUUGUUAUUCCGUUCCAGAGAUUCUCGAGCUUCAGUCGCCUGGUGAGGACCACAGCCUGGGUCCUACGGUUUGCGCGCUGGUGCCGCAAACAGCGAAACGAGCUCGAGGAAUACGGCCUUACUGCAGCAGAAUGUAAGGCCGCGGAGAACCUGUUGGUCAGACAGGCACAAUUGGAGUCGUUCCCCGACGAGAUGAGGUCGGUGGAAACUGGACAGGACGUCGGUAGAUCGAGCGAUAUUCGAGGGUUGGUGCCCUACCUAGACAAGGACGGGAUUCUGCGAGCUUACGGCAGAAUUGAUGCCGCACUGUGCAUGCCGUACAGUGCGAGGAGGCCCGUAUUACUGUCACACAGGCACAGUCUGACAGAGCUGAUUGUGAGAGACUUCCACGCCAGGAUGAAGCAUCAAAAUGUGGAUGCUACGAUCGCGGAGAUCCGGACAAAGUUCUGGGUCACAAAGAUGAGGCGUGUGAUGCGGAGAGUCAUCUCAUCGUGCAACGAGUGCAAGUUGCAGCGAGCGCGGCCGAUGCCGCCGAUAAUGGGACCCCAUCCGGAAGACAGACUGGAUGCGAGUGGAUGGCCAUUCAAAUACACAGGACUGGACUACUUUGGGCCACUGCUGGUGACUGUGUCCCGUCACAAGGAGAAGCGUUGGGUCGCCUUGUUUACGUGUUUGACGACAAGGGCGAUUCACCUGGAGCUGGCGCAUGACCUGUCGACGGAUUCCUGCAUAAUUGCGAUCAGGAACUUCGUCUGCCGUAGAGGGCCAGUAUAUAGACUGCGCAGCGAUAACGGCAAGAACUUCGUGGGAGCUGACAGGGAAGCCAGGCGCUUUGGUGACGUGUUCGAGAUGGAGAAGCUCCAGAGUGAGUUGUCAAGCAGAAGCAUUGAAUGGGUCUUUAAUUGUCCAGCGAACCCGUCUGAGGGCGGAGUUUGGGAGCGCAUGGUGCAGUGCGUCAAGAGAGUACUGCGUCAUACCCUGAAGGAAGUUGCACCGAGGGACCAUGUAUUGGAGAGUUUACUGAUUGAGGCGGAGAAUAUUGUAAACUCGCGCCCGCUCACUCACUUGCCUGUGGAUGCGGACCAGGAGGCGCCGUUGACGCCAAACGAUUUACUCAAGGGAGUAGCCAAUCUGCCGGAUACGCCUGGAUUGGAUGCGGAGCUGCCCAAGGAGGGUUCUACGAGGAAGCAGUGGAGGAUUGCUCGCAUGCUACGAGACCGUUUCUGGAGAAGGUGGGUCAUGGAGUACCUGCCUACGCUUGUGCGCCGCGAGAAGUGGUGCCGCCGAACGGAGCCCAUACACCAGGGUGAUAUGGUCUUCGUCUGCGAUCCUGCCUUGGCCCGACGAGAGUGGCGCAAGGGCAUCGUGGAGGAGGUCUACAGCGGAGCUGAUGGAGUCGUCAGACGCGCUAAGGUGCGCGUGAACGACAACGGCCUAUCUAGGACAAUGAUGCGACCCGUCUCUAAACUUGCAGUUUUGGAUUUGAGUGAAGCGGUUCUUCACGGGGUCGGGGAUGUCGCGGAUCGAAUAUUGUUAUCGAUAGGCUAGUUAGUAUUUUUAAGAAGUCCGAAUGUGGAAGGAUUUAUAAGCCCAUAUGUGUCUGGGCACAUUGUUUUUCGCCAUUGUAAAAAGAGCCGGGAAAAUUGAGCUUGCAUUGUCGUGUAAGAGUUGGAGGACACACUGCGAAUAAAACGUGUUCUACUACCACGGAUUAGUCUGCCCUUUCUUUCGGGAACCAAUGUGUGGGGUAGCCGUUUAAGGCAACUCCAAGUGACGCACGACGACAAUACAUAGCCAAUCUAGUCAUAAGCUUAUACAUUCAUACACCCAUCCUUACUAUAUACAUACAUACAAAUAUUAUCGAGAAACGGAGCACCCCCAGAAAAUCGCUCCACCAAGAAACGAAAUUUUUCCUUCACUGGAUUUCCAGAAUUGUGAAAUUAACACCGAUCACGUAAGUGUGAAUGCGAUGAACAGAAAAGAAUCAACCGAAACUGGCAGUGAGAGGGAGACAAACAUGUUCGAGCUACAGCAACUACGCGCAGAGCUAGCAGAAGCGAAGGCAAUGCUUAACGGAACACGAUCGAGCUUGCAGUUCCAAGAACAACAACAACCAGAGCAAAGCAAGGCUACAGUUACGUUAUCCAGACGGCGCAGUUUACGCAGGCUGGCGGCACAAAAGAGAACACAACAUAUCACUCGCCGCAGCGAUCCACCGAGAGAGCGGAGAGCCAGCGUUUUCCAGUUGAUGUUCUCGCUCUCACCAAAGAGACGAUAACCGAUUACGAUGGGAAAACUUGCGCGCGUGCCUGGAUAACAGUGGUCAAAAAUAUCGCACGCACUUUCAACAUCGAUGACAACCAUUUACGCAUCUUACUCAUCACUAAACUUAAAGGAAACGCGCAAGUCUGGUUACAUGCGCACCCUGCUCGAUUGAUCGAACCAAUUGAGAAUUUGCUUGAUCAAUUGUCAUUGACUUUUGGCGAGCAACCAUCCAAGGCUGAGAUCCGUCGAAAAUUCGAGAGUCGCAAGUGGAAAACCGAGGAGAAUUUCUGCAGUUAUUACGAUGAGAAGAUGGCUCUCUCAAACGGGAUAAACAUCGACGACGACGAACUACUGGACCAGGUGAUAGAGGGCAUACCGCUGCAAAAUUUCCGUACCCAAGCACGGAUUCAAUGCUUCUCUACUCCAUCGGAGAUGCUACGCGCAUUUUUGAAUAUCCGUUUGCCAGCUCGGAGGGAGCCACCUGUACAGCCAACCGACUACAAAUUUGCCAUACGAUGCGCAAACUGUAAUUCAAGAGGUCACAAAGCUGACAUCUGCAAGAAGCCCAAACGUGAACCAGGUUCGUGUUACGCCUGUGGACAACUUGGACACCUGGUGGCACAAUGUCCCACAAGGAAGAGCGUUUCAACUAAUAAUUAUAAUGCCUCAUAGACUCUGGCAGUCCUAUAUCUAUCAUUAAAAAGUCACUUAUUAACGAGACAAUGAAGUUAGCCCUAGUUAAUACUUGCUAUUUUGGUUUAAACAACUGUAUUCUCAAAACACAUGGACAAACCACAUGUUAUGUAUUGAAAGGAUCAAUAAAAAUAUAUUUUCGUUUAA